Molecule: messenger RNA, 822 nt
Organism: Penicilliopsis zonata CBS 506.65
Lineage: Eukaryota; Fungi; Ascomycota; Eurotiomycetes; Eurotiales; Aspergillaceae
Exons: 2
Coding region: 1-822 (273 amino acids)
Biological process (GO): pentose-phosphate shunt, non-oxidative branch; D-ribose metabolic process
Cellular component (GO): intracellular membrane-bounded organelle
Molecular function (GO): ribose-5-phosphate isomerase activity
Source: RefSeq, a predicted model, not a curated record
AUGGCAUCUGCCGUUGAAGCCGCAAAGCGCGCUGCGGCUCAGGUCGCUGUGAAGAACCACUACCCCGCGAACGCCAAAUAUGUCGGCAUUGGUAGCGGUACCACCAUCGUCUACGUAGUCGAAGCCAUCAAGGCAUUGGGCGUGGACACUUCAUUGACCAAAUACGUUCCUACCGGAUACCAGUCGAAACAGCUCAUCAUCUCCGCCGGUCUAACAGCUGUAACCUUCGAUACGCUUCCGGAAGGCACUGUUCUGGAUGUUGCCUUUGACGGUGCUGAUGAGGUGGACGAUGAACUAAACUGCAUCAAAGGCGGGGGUGCCUGUCUGUUUCAAGAGAAAAUCGUGGCCCUUCAAGCAAAGGAAUUCAUCUGCGUUGCCGACUCGCGGAAGCUUCAGCCCCGUCUGCUCAAAUCAUGGAAAUACAUUCCCAUCGAGGUUGCCCCCAUCGCCGCCAACCGUGUUCUCACCAAGCUCAGGGAGAUGGGAAGCAUCAACCCCACCAUCCGCAUGAACACGACCCCCAAGGAGGGUCCCCUGAAGACAGACCAGGACUUCUUCAUCAUCGAUGCUCCCUUCCAGGCGUUGCUGACCAAGGCGGACGUUGCUGCAGGCCAGGAUGGCAGUGGGAAGAACGGUGUCUGGGAAGUGAACGCUCUUUCUCGAGCGAUCAAAGAGAUUGUGGGUGUCUUGGAGGUCGGGAUCUUCUCUGGUCUGACCGGUCCCCAAACACAAGCUCUGGGCGGACUGGGUGGUGAAAAGCCCGUCGCAGCUUAUUUUGGAAUGCCGGAUGGCUCUGUCUCCUCGAGACAUGCUACUGCUUGA